Messenger RNA from Cucurbita moschata (crookneck pumpkin), 1876 nucleotides. RefSeq lists its product as uncharacterized. The coding region runs from base 420 to 1505 and encodes 361 amino acids. The transcript has a single exon. The record is from RefSeq and is a predicted model, not a curated record. Lineage: Eukaryota; Viridiplantae; Streptophyta; Magnoliopsida; Cucurbitales; Cucurbitaceae.
AUCGUGUUUGACGCCGAUGUAUGUCUGAUGAGGUCUGUCUCUGAAAGAGAGAGGCGACAGAGAUGACAGAUUGAAGAAAGGACGCGGAAUUUGACGUCUGGAUCGCCAAAUCUCCUUCUCCAUUUCGAUUUCCUUCCGCAAACUUCUACUGUUCUUUCUCAAUUCUUGCCAUUUCCGCCUUCCAUUGCUCCUCCACCGGACCUUCCCUCCAUUUUCACUUCAUCUUCCCUACUUUUCCCUUAAUUCGAACAGCAUCUUAUAGCCCCCAUCGUUCCCUGUCAAUGACGCGGCAAUCCCCCUUUUCACCUCCCCAGAUCUGACCCUUCUGAAUUGCCAUAUCUGCUACCUGCUUUUAUGGGGGUUAUCUUCUUUUAGCUCUACCCGGAUCUCGUGUUGGAUUUAAGGACGGCAAACUGGAAAUGGAACUGUCUUCUUCUGUCAAUUCUCCCGAAAUCCACCGGGAUCCUUCUCCGACGGGUAAAGAAUGCCAAGAUUUUCGUUUGCUUACUGUGUCGUCACAACCCUCUGAUUUUCGGAUCGAACCUGACAAUCGGUUCCACUCUAUGAGCGCACUGGAGAUCUUGAGAGAAACCGUUCGGAUUCUUCGCUUUAAUUCUACUGCGUUUGUGGUUGUUGCUAUUUUGCUCAUUUGCCCCGUUUCCGCUGUGUUUCUAUCCAAUGUGUUAGUUGAUGAGUCGAUUGUCAAGAUGCUCACUAUUCGAUUGGUAUUAAUUGCCAAGUCCAGUGGACUCCCAUUGAUACCUAUCAUCGAACAUUCAUGCCAGAGAUUUGCAGAGUCGAUUCUUGCCUCGGCUAUGUGCUUUCCUUUGUUCGUUUCUCUUUCUUUGGUAUCAAAAGCGGCCGUCGUUCAUACGGUGGACUGUACAUAUGCAAAAAAAAGGUUCGAAGCGAGCCAGUUUUUUGCUAUAGUUCGUAAUAUAUGGAAUCGUCUUCUCCUCACGUAUGCUUCGGCGUGUCUUGCGAUUGUUGGUUGUCUUACCUUGUUCUUGGUCCUGCUUGGUGCCGUUUGCAGUACUCUUUACGCACUAGCGUUUUCGCCUGAUCUAAUUUUAUUUGCUGCCGUGAUCGUAGGGCUUAUCUUCUCUGUUAUUUUUGCUAAUGCUGUUAUCAUCUGCAACAUAUCCAUUGUUAUCUGUGUGUUGGAAGACAUUGCAGGACCUGGGGCAUUGCUUCGAUCGUGUGUUGUUAUUAGGGGUCAGACUCAAGUGGGUCUUUUGAUAUUUCUGGUAUCUACAAUCGGGACUGUGUUUGUGGAGGGCCUGUUUGAGCAUAGGGUUAAGACGCUGAGCUAUGGAGAUGGGUCGUCCAGGAUAUGGGAAGGCCCUCUUUUGGUGGUUAUGUAUUCAUUUGUUGUUCUUACUGAUUCAAUGAUGAAUGCAGUUUUUUACUUCAGCUGCAGAUCUUCAAGUAUGGCGAUAUCAAAUGGUGAACAAGAUUCAACUUUGGAUAUGCCAGUUUCUGAUGAAUCAACCGGUAUUCUUUGAUUUUAUAGCUUCAUAGAUUGAUUAGACACACGUCUUCCAUUGUGUUGAUGGAUACUUCAUAGAAAUGGAUAUAUAUUGCUACAUUGAUCAGCCUAAGAUGUGAAGAAUCACAGAAAUGCUUGGAAAACUUUGGUUGAUUAGUUUUCUAGUGCUAGAGGCAUACUCGGUGACUAUUUAUAGAAUGUAAAACAACCAUUUGGUGGUAUGAGAAACGAUGUUAUGCAGUAGAUAGUUGAAGAGAAGUAGUGACCAACUUAGGAUGUUCAUUUGGAAAAACGCAUUAAGAUCCCAAUGAAGAUGUGGGAUUUUGGCGAAAUGUGCAUUAGAGGCCGCCGUUUAUGUGUUCUAUGAUAUGAUAUUUUUCAUUUUGG